GAUGAGCCGUGUGUAGGUCGGUGCCCAGGACCCAAGCCAGCGAACCCCGAGCUGCCAAAGCAGAGCAUGAGAACUUAACCACUACACCACCGCGCCGGCCCCUCAACCACCAUACAUAUCAUUUAAAGUGCAUGGGAAAAGCACGUAGUGGGCACGCAAUAAAUGUAGGUCCUUUCACAGUCCCUGGGUGUGUCAGUUCCGCCCGGCUUUCUCUCACUUCCAUUGCCCAUCUGUCCCCGGCCACUCCUGCAACCCUGCCCUGCCCAACACGCCUGGCCUCACCCUCCCUCUGCUAACAGAGAUCUGGGCAGGGUUUUAUGGGCUCUGAUAAGGCCCUGGCGGGGGCGAAGUUCACUGGCACCUCCUCUUUGCAGAAGGGCCUGGAGGAGGGGGCCCUGAGCCGAGUCCCCCAGGCCUGGCCCAGGUGACCCAGGGUCUGGCUGGUCACCCAUGAGGCUGGUAAGAGAAGCGGCUCCAGGGAUGCUCUAGGCGAAGACGUGAGCGUGGGAUGCCCAGAAAAGGGACCCUGUGGACCCUGCCCUGCCAGCCACGCCCUUCCCCUCAGGUAUAAGAGGCGCUCAUCAGCUGCCUUCUGCCACCAUUGCUCACUCCUGCAGCUCUCCUCAAGGCACAAGCCCUGAGCCCAGCCCGGCAAGAUGGCCUUUGUCCCGGCACCCGGCUACCAGCCCACCUACAACCCGACUCUGCCCUACAACCAGCCCAUCCCGGGCGGCCUCAGCGUCGGAAUGUCCGUUUACAUCCAAGGAGUGCCUAGUGAGCACAUGAAGAGGUUCUUCGUGAACUUUGCGGUGGGGCAGUCCCCCGGGUCGGACAUCGCCUUCCACUUCAAUCCCCGCUUUGAUGGCCUGGACAAGGUGGUCUUCAACUCGCAGCAGGGCGGCCACUGGGGCAAAGAGGAGAGGAAAAGGGAGAUGCCCUUCCGCAAGGGUUGCCCCUUCGAGCUGGUCUUCAUGAUCCUGCCGGAGCACUACAAGGUGGUGGUCAAUGGAAAUUCCUUCUACGAGUUCGGGCACCGGCUCCCCCUCCAGAUGGUCACCCACCUGCAAGUGGAUGGGGACGUUCAACUUCAGUCAAUCAACUUCAUCGGAGGCCAGCCCUCCCACCCCCAGCCACCUAGGGGUUUUCCGCCUCACCCAGGUCACGGACACAGCUACCCGCAGCAGGGUUCCCUGCCUACCAUGGAGGGACCCCCAGCCUUCAACCCGCCUGUGCCGUUUGUGAAGAGACUGCAAGGGGGGCUUACACCUCGAAGAACCAUCAUAAUCAAGGGCUUUGUACCCCCCUCAAGCAAGAGCUUUGUCAUCAAUUUCAAGGUGGGCUCCUCAGGGGAUGUGGCUCUGCACAUGAACCCCCGCCUGUCUGAGGGCAUUGUGGUUCGGAACAGCUUUCUGAAUGGCUCCUGGGGAUCCGAGGAGAGGAGGAUCCCCCACAACCCAUUUAGAGCUGGCCAGUAUUUUGACCUGUCCAUUCGCUGUGGCACAGAUCGCUUCAAGGUUUUUGCCAACGGCCAGCAUCUCUUUGACUUCUCCCAUCGCUUGCCGGCAUUCCAGAGGGUGGACGUGCUGGAGAUCCAGGGUGAUGUCACCUUGUCCUACGUCCAGAUCUGAUCUAUUCCUGGGGCUAUAACCCUUGGGAACACAGAGAGAAAGAUCCUAUAAGACUCCCUUCUAAGCCCCUAAUAAAAUGUCUGAGAUAUCUCAUGAGUA
Messenger RNA from Equus caballus (horse), 1727 nucleotides. RefSeq names its product galectin 4 (gene LGALS4). Lineage: Eukaryota; Metazoa; Chordata; Mammalia; Perissodactyla; Equidae. The record is from RefSeq and is a predicted model, not a curated record. Gene Ontology annotation, molecular function: carbohydrate binding.